AUGUCUCCGAGUUCGGAGUCAAACAUCUUUAUCUACGCUGACUUCGACCUUGAAGCAGUAUGUCGUCGGGCAAGCACGCUACGGCAGGGUAUCUCCUGUACUUUUGAUCCCGCUUCAACUGGGCUAUAUUUUAUUCUUUUCGGCGAUGGCACACAAUGGGUUUUGAGGUCGCCACACCCGAGGACAUUUAUGCCUCUUGAUGUUGGGGUAAAGCUACUAGCAAGCGAAGCGGCUACACUUCUAUACCUCAAAGCCCGUAGCGAUAUACCGGUCCCGGAAGUAUUCGCAUCGUCCGAUAAUGACAACAAAGUUCCGUUCAUCCUUAUGAGCGAAGCGCCUGGCUGGCCACUAUCAAAAGUCUGGGACAAGGUCAUGACCCAGCUAGGCGGUGUCACCUGGAAACUCUUGCAGUUACGACUUGAUGAAUUCGGCUCAUUCUAUGAUGACGAUGGAGGUCAGCGCGGCCCUUUCACUACCGACGCAGACUUUUACGAAAGCCUUGUUUCCAAAUUUCUGGAACAAGCAGAUUGCCUGCAGUUAUCACAUCAUUGUUUUGUGGCCCCAGCUGUGGAUCUGUGGAAUGACUUCGUCACUGUCGGCAACAAAAUCGAUUCUGCGGAUAACAGGUUGGAUUACAUUGUUGCAGGUGAUGCUCUCCGCGACAUUAUAAGCCCAGUAUUACACACAGCCUUCAUCGAUGGCUUCCAGGCAGCUAUGUCCAAAUCUACUGAAGAGAGUACGGUGCGCAAGUACCGCGAAUCCCACAAACGAGGCAAAUUUCACUGGAAUUCAAGUCGACUCCUCGGUCUGGACUCUAUCGGUGAUUACAAUCUCUUUGCUGUAGUUUGGCAAUCUACCUGUGGUCCCGAAAAGGAUAUAGGAGAGUACUUCUCGCAACAAUGUCGCUCACCUCACUACCUUAGGCUUUAUGACGAGGUUCGUGAGGAGGAUCGCCCACUUUGUAAAGUUGAAAGAGAUGAGAAGGACUAUUUUCGGAACAAGACACUCAUGUCCGAGUGGAAAGCAAAGUAUACAGCUGACAGUCCGCGGAGGAUUCGGCAAGAUAUGUUCGUUGCUUCUCCGAAUUUGUGGAAAUGGAUUAUGCAGUUCAUGGAGGACUGGGAGGAGAUGCUUGAUGCUGAUGCCAAUGUUCUAAACAGCAUCCGUUAA
Aspergillus eucalypticola CBS 122712 is the source of this 1170-nucleotide messenger RNA. RefSeq lists its product as uncharacterized. The record is from RefSeq and is a predicted model, not a curated record. The transcript has 8 exons. NCBI's taxonomy places the organism in Eukaryota, Fungi, Ascomycota, Eurotiomycetes, Eurotiales, Aspergillaceae. Bases 1 to 1170 code for a protein of 389 amino acids.